UGAUGAAAAAUUCAUCAGAGAACAGGUUUACACAAAAUCGAAUGAUGAAUUGCAACAAGCAGAUGGACAUCAUCAACGCCUCCGCCUUACCAGUGAUACCAGUAGCUGAGCAGCGGGCGGUCUCCCUCAGUGUACAAAAAGCAACAGAAUGCGCUAUGAGGAAGACUUUAGAGGACCGUCUAUCCACGUGCGUCCACGGAUCCAUUCUGCAGGUGAACCAGAGGAUUGCUGAGAUGGACCCGAGUUCCAACUCGAUGGCCAACAGCUUGGCCAUUGAGAGAUUUGAGUUGGAGAAGAAGACUUUAAUGGAGAAAAGUCUCAGCAGCCCGGGAGACAGAGCCAAGAGACCAAGAAAAGCACAGUAUUCCUGCAGAGGCACGGCACUCAGGACCACCAACUUUUCCCUUAUAAAAAGGAAAACCGCAGACAAAAAUCUGCUGGCUGAGCUGUACCAGCCCCCUCCCUAUAACAACACUGGGCCCAACAAGCUCCCCAAUGGGGUGCGCUUUUGCGACAUGGUGGGCAACGUGGUCCGGGCAGAGAAGAACCCACUUAGUGGCAAGUCUUUAUGUUCAGGUACAGAAUUGGAGAAAUUUCUCUCUUCUCCUUCUGUCAGAGCGAUAUGGCUGGAUAGCUUUUGGUGGAUAUUUCAUGAAAGAUACCAGCCAGACAAGGAGAUCCAGAAUAAGCUGUUUGACCGCAUUGCAAGACACUACACCGUCCUUCUGUUCCACGGGCCCAGGUCUCACUAUGAAGAGGCGCUCUUAAAAAGGCUGCCGUUUCUGCUGAGCAAAGCCAUGUACACCAGCUUCUGCUGCUGUUUCCCACAGUCCUGGUUCAACACGCGUGAAUUCAAGUCCGACAUCUGCAACACUAUGAGCCUGUGGAUCGCAGGGAUACAUGCUUGCCCGCAGAACUAUAACAACUGGGACUACUUUGAAUUGGAUUCAGAGAGAUUCCGGAGAGAAGAAUUAAUGUUGCAGAGAAGACGCCUGAUAAAGGGAAGAGGGUUUUCCUUCUUCGCCUGUAAAAGAGCCUCCGUGCACAAGCCAGUCUCAAGCCAGAAGCCCCACCACACUCUGAUUUCUAGUGUACAUUCAGCCUACAGGAGAGUCUCUUCUGCCAACCAGCAUUCAGCGGGAAGCUCCUGCCGCCAGAGCACCCUGAAAGAGCAUCAGCCCUGUGAGACCCUGGUCUUGAGGAAAGCUACACAGCAAGUCAAGAGGAUAUCAGAAGCAAGAGACUGUGAGAAGUUUUCUAAACAGUCUCAACCAGCCUGCAAAAGCCCUCCGCUGACUUCAAACCUCUUCAACAUCUAUGGAAAGAGCCCUCUGAUCUCAUACUUCCUCCAGAACUAUUCCGGGCUGCCCCAGCAUGGCUGGGAUGUGUUGAUAACCAGAAGGGAAAGGACCAAGUGCAUCCCUGAAUCCACCCCGACCUACACUGAGGUCAUCAGCCUGGCCCUGAGCAACAUGAAGGAGCGCAGGGACCAGCUCGAGCAGCUGAACCGGCUCCACUGCAGCGAGUGGGAUUAUUUUGACAGUCACCUAAAGGAGCUGCACCACCACUUCCUGAGGGAAGUGAAGAACACUGAGAAGAGACCAGCAGAUGAAAGACAGGCCAGUCACACAUUCAUCCUGCCCUCAUCCUCCUACUGCACCGAGGAGCUGCUCCAAAAGGAACAAAGAGGAAACAGUGACAGAGAAACUGCCUUUCUCCUAAGACAGAAAGAGACUACCAAGAAGUCAAAAGCUCUGCAAAAAAAGGAGCCACUCAUCCUCAGCCUCUCACUGUCUCCCUUGCAUGAAUGAAUCUUGUCCAAGUACUGGGAGGAAGCUUGCACGUUGUUGGAGUUCUCCUAAAACAGAAACAACCAAACAAUUAAAAACACUGCAAGCAGGGAUUUCCUGUCCAUGGGACAGAGAAUAUUAAAGUUCAUUUCCACCGUGGGCCACAGACAGGAUUUAACUGAAGUGAAUUCACCUGGUUAUUCUUUCAUUCACUCCCUGUGAAUCAUGAUGUGAUAGCCAACCUGACUCCAUUUUGUGCCUCAUCACUGUUCCUCCUCCCCACUUGGGAGUCCCCUUGGUUGAUGCAUAGCAGACCGCCACAUCCCAUUUGGUAGAACAGUCUGCGUCUAUGUGUUCUUAUGAACAGGGCACCUGUGUGAUAUUUUGUUUCAACUAAACUGUGUGAAACUUCCCCUGACCCCUACUAACUUAGCAAAGUUCUGCUUCUGUAAAAUUCCACUUACUCUCCCACUCUCCCUGAGCCCUCCCAAUUAGAAGAGCCACUUAAAAGAAACUCACAAGCCACUUUUCGGGGUCAAGAGAUU
This is a messenger RNA of Fukomys damarensis (Damara mole-rat), 2335 nucleotides long. It is a transcript of the gene Fam227a, whose product is annotated as family with sequence similarity 227 member A. The coding region runs from base 3 to 1811 and encodes 602 amino acids. The record is from RefSeq and is a predicted model, not a curated record. Lineage: Eukaryota; Metazoa; Chordata; Mammalia; Rodentia; Bathyergidae. The transcript has 17 exons.